Messenger RNA from Eutrema salsugineum, 2865 nucleotides. RefSeq names its product serine/threonine-protein kinase/endoribonuclease IRE1b. The transcript has 6 exons. Gene Ontology annotation, biological process: intrinsic apoptotic signaling pathway in response to endoplasmic reticulum stress; IRE1-mediated unfolded protein response; mRNA processing. The coding region runs from base 165 to 2789 and encodes 874 amino acids. Gene Ontology annotation, cellular component: IRE1-TRAF2-ASK1 complex. Gene Ontology annotation, molecular function: protein serine/threonine kinase activity; ATP binding; RNA endonuclease activity. NCBI's taxonomy places the organism in Eukaryota, Viridiplantae, Streptophyta, Magnoliopsida, Brassicales, Brassicaceae. The record is from RefSeq and is a predicted model, not a curated record.
GCGAACUCAAAUCGCGUAAUCCCAAAAAUAGAUCAGUUCUUCUCCGUUUUCGAAAUUUGAUAAUUCUCCGAUUCGUAGAUGAGAUCGCGAUAAACCCUCUACCCUCAGCUGAAAUCGAUUGUCUAUUUUUGUAUCCAGAGGAGAAAGUUCAUGGUUUUCCAGCGAUGAGAGGAUCCGCACUACUUGAUUUCGUUGUGUUCUUGCUUGUAUCUCCAUUAGCGCACAGUCUCAAGGGAUCUGAAAUCUCCAAGUUCUCUGAGAAAUCUGUUUCGAAUCAAAUCUCCCAACCCACUCGAGAAUCUCGUUAUUUAUUGAUUUCUACGGUAGACGGAGCGAUAUCAUUGGUAGAUACGUCUUCAAAAAAGGUUGAUUGGACAUUCCAUACCAACGAGCCGAUAUAUUCAUCCUACAAGGCUCCUCAUUAUCAUUAUAGCAACGAUGAGGAAAGUGCCCCUGUGCUUGAUGAUGACUUUUACAUGGAUUGUGAUAAGGAUUGGAAUCUUUACAAUUCCUCUAUGCGAGAAGGAAAACGCAUAAAUGAGAUAGUGGAUGCUUCGAACUUCAUUGGAAGUUUGCCGUACUCAUUGACGGAUAGGAUUGUUUUGGGUAAAAAAGACACAUCUGUGUUUCUCUUGGAUGGCAAGACUGGAAAUUUGGUUAAGAGGUACAGAGUGGACGACCUAUACUCUAACUCUGUCGUUCAAGAUGCUAAAGAAAAGGCUAUUGUUUUGUCUGAAGAAGCUCCGAUACUACUUGGAUCCGGGUUUAAGGAACCAGAAGAUCGUCCCGAGCUGGUUUACAUUGAGAGAAAAGAUUUUAAACUCCAAUGUGUAUCAAAAUUUGGAGAUGUUUUGUGGAGUCUUUCUUAUGCUGAGAUGGAAGCUAAACUACAACAUCAUGAGAGCGCACAACUCAUGGGUGGGUUAUCAUCAUCAGCUGGUAUUCCUAUUAGAACUACAAAUACUCCGGUGCUCCGAUUCCGUUAUAAGUUUGAACAAAUGUUUCCGAGACUUGGUUUCCAAGAUGGAGCUUUGUAUCUUACAUUUCAAGAUAGAAAGCCAAAUCAGUUGGCUCCUGGAAAUGGGAAUCCUUUGGCACUUCCGAGCAACAAUGAGGCUGAAGAAGUCCUCUCCCUUCCUCUGCCUGAGACUGUAAUAUCUCAGAUCACAGAUAUCAGUGAUGGAAGCUCUACACAGACGGGCGUCGCAAAAAAAAUUUCUGAUUUGAUUGUCCUACUUAUCGGCUUUUGCGUAACUGUCCUUUCUCUUUGUGGCCUUGUCUUUCGUCGAAUAAGACAAAGCAAGUGGAUCAAGGAGCCUUGCGUAUCUGAAGUGCCAAUCGUGAUACCUAAGAAGAAAAAGUCCAAGAAAAAUGGGACGACAAAGGCUAUUCACAAAAAGGAAAACGGGUAUAUAUCUGGAGGGAACAAAGAUCUCUCAUUUGAAGAGAACGAGAAAAAAUUAGUUACGACCUUCCCUGGCCUUAAUAAUAGUCCACUGGAAGGAUAUAGAGUUGGCAAACUGUUUGUCUCCAACAAGGAGAUAGCUAAAGGAAGCAAUGGAACUGUUGUCCUAGAGGGGUCCUAUGAAGGCCGUCUUGUAGCGGUUAAGCGUCUAGUACAAACACAUCAUGAUGUGGCUCAGAAGGAGAUUUUGAAUCUCAUGGCUUCAGACAAACAUCCAAAUAUUGUCCGUUGGUACGCGGUUGACCAGGACGAACAUUUUAUCUAUAUUUCAUUGGAACGGUGUGCUUGUAGCUUAAACGAUCUCAUCUAUGCAUCCUGUGGACUGCUUGAAAAUCCAGUGGCUUCAAGUAGUAUACAUUCGAUUCAGAUAAACCCAAUCCUUGAUAAUGGCAAGGGUGUUGAACUAUGGAAGGAGAACGGACAUCCUUCUCCUGUUUUGUUGAAGUUGAUGAGGGAUAUAGUUGCUGGUCUAGUUCAUUUGCAUGAUAUUGGAAUCGUACAUCGAGAUCUAAAGCCUCAAAAUGUGUUGAUUGUGAAGAACUCAUCUGUAUGUGCGAAGCUAUCAGAUAUGGGUAUUAGCAAGCGCUUGCCAGCCGACACAAGUGCCUUGACUAGAAACUCAACUGGCUCUGGAAGUUCCGGGUGGCAAGCACCUGAGCAACUCCGCAAUGAACGACAAACAAGAGCCGUUGAUCUCUUCAGUUUAGGAUGUGUGCUCUUUUUCUGUAUGACUGCAGGAAAACAUCCUUAUGGAGACAAUUUUGAGAGGGACAUAAACAUUUUGAAUGAUAGAAAAGAUCUUUUCUUGAUCGAGAGUCUUCCAGAAGCUGUUCAUCUUCUCUCUGGUCUCCUACACCCGGAUCCAAAUUUGAGACCGAGAGCACAAGAAGUUCUGCAUCAUCCAUUGUUCUGGAACUCUGACAUGAGACUGUCUUUUCUCCGGGAUGCAAGCGAUAGGGUCGAGCUGGAAAACCGAGAAGAAGGGUCACAGCUCUUGGCUGCACUUGAAAGCACAGCAACGGUCACUUUAAACGGGCGGUGGGAUGAGAAAUUGGAUAGUAUAUUCCUAGACAAUAUCGGGCGUUACAGGCGGUACAAAUUUGACAGCAUCCGUGAUUUGUUACGGGUCAUAAGGAACAAGCUGAAUCAUUAUAGAGAGCUUCCUCGAGAAUUACAGGAACUACUUGGUAGUGUACCCGAAGGGUUUGAUAGGUACUUCUCAAGCAGGUUCCCUAAACUUUUGAUUCAGGUCUAUACAGUUUUAUUUGAAUACUGUAACAAUGAAGAGUUCUUUUUUAAGUACUCUAAGACCACUGUAUUCUAGGUGUCUUUUCUUCUGUUGACUCUGUAUAAUGAAUUUACUACUAAAGUUAUAUAAUUGAUCUGAUUAUAAAAGAAAA